Condylura cristata (star-nosed mole) is the source of this 3946-nucleotide messenger RNA. RefSeq names its product zinc finger protein 165 (gene ZNF165). Gene Ontology annotation, molecular function: RNA polymerase II cis-regulatory region sequence-specific DNA binding; DNA-binding transcription factor activity, RNA polymerase II-specific. NCBI's taxonomy places the organism in Eukaryota, Metazoa, Chordata, Mammalia, Eulipotyphla, Talpidae. The record is from RefSeq and is a predicted model, not a curated record. Gene Ontology annotation, biological process: regulation of transcription by RNA polymerase II. The transcript is spliced from 4 exons. The coding region runs from base 157 to 1596 and encodes 479 amino acids.
GCCAGGUGCCUAGGUCCGAGCAAGUUCUCUUCAGGACUGCAGCAGCCUGGGGCGACCUGGAGCCGGGACCUCGGAGGAUUCCCGAGGAAAGGCGGAGCUAGAAACUCCUAAAACCACAUAAGACGUGGGACUUGUGAUAAUAUAUUCUACCCCAAGAUGACAGAAUCAAAGAAAGCUGUAGUUCAGAACUUUCAGGAGGAUGAAGGACUUUUGAUAGUGAAAAUAGAAGAGGAAGAUUUUGUCUGGAGGCAGGAUAUCUGCAUUCAGAGAAGUGAUCCUUUCAGGCAGGAGCUGUGCCGGCAACUUUUCAGACAGUUCUGCUACCAGGAGACACCUGGGCCCCGUGAGGCGCUGGGCCGGCUCCGGGAGCUGUGCCGCCAGUGGCUGCUGCCCGAGACCCACACCAAGGAGCAGAUCCUGGAGCUGCUGGUGCUGGAGCAGUUCCUGACCAUCCUGCCCGGGGAGCUGCAGGCCUGGGUGCGGGAGCAUUACCCAGAGAGUGGCGAGGAGGCGGUGGCCAUACUGGAAGAUUUGCAGAGAGGCACCGAAGAAGCAGUACACCAGGCUCCUGUCCAUGGACAUGGACGAGAAAUAUUUAGGAAAAAGGUAGCACCUUCUGGACCACUGCUUAGCGACCAGCUCCCGCCAGUGGACACCAAGGCUCUGCAUGGUUCUUCAGAACCCCAGCUCCUACUGGAAUGUGAUAACGAGAGUGAAAACAGUGGAUCCAUGUCAAAACUGGACAUGAAUGAAAAAAUGGAAUCACAGAGAAUUCUAUCAGGAAGAAUGACGUCAGAAGGGUCCACUGAGCCUCAAGAUACCUGUAAGUCUACAGGCAGGACAAAGAACCAGUGGGAAAAAGGACCAAGAAUGUCACAGAGACCACCAUCUGCUCAGGAUGGGGGUUUUAGUAAAAUCCUCACCCACAAAAAUACACUAACACAUGAAAUAAGUCACGAUGGAUGUGAAAGAAGCUUAAAUCUGAAUUCGAGUGAACUCAUACACCAGAAAUCCUACAAACACAAUGCCUGUGACCAAGGUUUCAAAUGGAAUUCAGAUUUUAUUAAACAUCAAAAAAUUUGUGAAGAAAAAAUUCACCAAUAUGCAAAAUCUGUCAAAAGCCCAAACCUUAUUAAAACUACAGCCAUCUUCAAUGGGGAGAAAACCCAUCAGUGUAAUGAAUGUGGGAAAGCUUUCAGACACAGCUCAAAGCUGAUUAGGCAUCAGAGAAUCCAUACUGGAGAGAGACCCUAUGAAUGUAAUGAAUGUGGGAAAGGCUUUGGGGGGAGCUCAGAUCUUGUUAGACACCAAAGAACUCACACUGGGGAGAGACCCUUCAAAUGCAAAGAAUGUGGGCGAGCAUUCAGCUUGAAUUCACAUCUUAUCCUGCAUAAGAGAAUUCACACCAGAGAGAAACCCUAUGAAUGCAGGGAGUGUGGGAAAACCUUCAGAGUGAGCUCACACCUUAUUCGACAUCUGAGAAUUCACACUGGAGAGAAGCCCUAUGAAUGCAGUGAGUGUGGGAGAGCCUUCAGUCAGAGCUCACACCUUAGUCAACAUCAGAGAAUUCACAAGAGGGAAAAUCUACUAAUGUAAAGAAAUAAAAGUCAUAUGAAGAUGUGAAAGGAAUAGCAAAGUGUGAAAAACACUAAAAAAAUAGAGGUGAGGUAAAUGACAGAAAGACCAGUGUCUCUUUUAUCUCCCUCUGUUCUCAGGCUGUUGUUUUGUGUACUGUCUUCAUCUAUGUGUAUCUGUGUGCACGUUCUAUGAAACUCAGAAGGUGCCUCUUCCAUUGCCUCCAAAGGGCAAACUUAAAAGAGCCAGAAUUUGGGGGAGGCUAAUAAGUAUGAUGAUGGAAAUAGGAAAAAUUGACUCUUAGGAAAUAGCCGUAACUACAGUAUGGGGAGAUGAUGAUGAUUCAGGUACAGAACUGAUCACAGCCCCAGGUAAUGAUGCUCCACAGAAGCAGAAUGGCUUGGCCAGUGCCACUGUUGUGAAGAAACAGUGUGGUGGAGAGCACAGCAGUGCUCCUCAGAAUACAUCACAAUUGACGACUAAUUGGUGAGUCACGUCACUGGUGGCGUUCCCUUCUCUGCACUGGUGCAUUCUAGUCUAUGAAUGAGACACAAAGGAAAGCAAACACACACGAAAAGGUAACAAAGCAUCCCAGGAGAACAUAACCGGAAGAGCGUCCAGGAUCAAGUUCAGAGACAAGUGACUUGUCAGAGGCAAUGGAUUUAAACCUUGGGACUUGGAGACAGACACAGGAGUCUUGCUGCCACAUAGGCUGUGGAUUUGGGCACCUGCUGGAACGAGGAUAGGGACUGAGUCAGGUGCGCUCAAUGGACAGAAAUAGGUUUCCCUGGCCUUACGGAAGCUGCCAAGAGAAUAAGGACUGAAAGUAAAGGUCCUAAAACUAUUUCAUUGCUGCUGGCUGCUCUUCUCCCAAAAAGACUGAGUCUAGAGGGACCUGAUGCUUGGAGAACAGUGGGGAGGAACCUGCAGCAAGGUCAAGCUCUACAAGUGGUUUCAGUAUCUGGAAGUCAACCCUGCUCGACUCUCUUUGAUGAGGCACAUUUUGCUAGUGUGUGAGAAACAAAAGCUAUAUGAAGUUGGAAAUAUUCCAAAGAAUGUUUUAUGUGAAAAAUCUAGCCAGAUGCUAAGGCAGACAGUAAGAAAAGUAUCCAGUCGAAUUCUUCCAGCAGGUGACCCCCAAGCAGUUCCUGCUCGCGGACCUCAGCAAGCUCUGACACUCAACAGCCAGAAGGUCAUACAGAAUGCAUUAUGUAAGGCCGCCUGAGGGAGCAGCCCUUGGGGCAGACCCGGCCCUGUGGGACUGUCCUUUGCUGUCUAAUACAUCGGACUUCUUCCACUCUACUCUGAGUCCUGUUGCUCCUUACUGACGCCUGUGGCAACUGGCUCCAUUCUUUGGAAGCCAAAUGUCCAAGGACUCAUUCGGGCAGGUUUGUGACAGAACUGUAAGAGGGCAGUCCCCGGGAAAAGAGAAGGCACCAGGUCCCCUGCCCCUCUCAAGGGAGGGUAGAGCUGAGCUGGGAGAAGUUGGAGAGGAGAGCAAGAAGGUGACCUGAGGGACACAAGGGGCAGAGAGACGUGACGAAGCUGCACUUGCUUGUUAGCCCCGGGCUGGUUGAAGCGUGGGUGAGGGCCCUGUGGGGAGGUGGGCGGUGGCAGCUUUUGUCUUGAUCUUGGUUUUGCUCUUUUCCUCCCAGAUGUGUCUGGUCCCUUCUGCGCCUGAAAGGGUCCACAUCAGAAGGUGCCGUAGGUUUGUGGCGGCUUUCAGGCCCCUCUGGGCCAGCCGUGUUUGGCUGGGCAUUUACCCACAGGGGGAUGGGUAACUUCAGUGCCUGAUUUGGAAACUAUUCGUUGUCUUUUCCUUGUUGUGCAGUUGUAUUAAAGUUUCUUUCCACUAAAGGUCUUACGCAUUGGAGUAUGCUUUGUCCUGCUGUAGCAGGUGGCAGAACCUAUUUUGAAGUGGCAGGCGUGGGGCUUCUGUGGUUCCCUCGCCGGCCCUGUGGUGAAACCUUCCCUGGUUUCAAUACUACAAGUAUAAUCAUCUAUUAUGAUGUGUAUGGAAUCUUCCUCUAAGAGACUACUAAAAGUGUCAGCAUUUUUCAGUGACCUUGACCUGGAAAUGUCCUGAUGGGAUCUAAGUAGCUUUGUUACCUGUUCGUGUGUGUUUGCUUUCCUUUGUGUCUCUGCAGGCCCUGUACUAAAGCAUCUUACCUCCAUCACUGUUGCUGGCAUCUUCCGGUCCUUACCUUCAGCCAGGAGGUCUGUGAAAAGCUUAUCUUCAAGAAAACAUUCUUACCUAGGUUUGUUGAGUGGCCAAAGAAGCUGGUGUACAAGGUGACCUAUCUGGUGACCUGGGUUAACAGGAAAUGUGCAACCUUGUGUUUGCAUUUCCAAGGGAGCUGGAUUUUUUUGU